GGCCCUGGCUCUGGGCGGCGCGAGGGGCUGGAGCAGCCGGCAGCGCAGGACGCCGAGCGCCAGGCGCCAGGUGCCGGCCGAGCUGCUGCGCGCCUGGGCGCCCGGCUGGGUUGGGGACAGUCGCUGGGUGCCGGCGAGCCGAGCUAGCGGAUUGCAGCGGAAAAGCAAAGAUGUCACACCGGAUCCUUUGCCUUCAGGACACAUUAAGGUGAGAAUACGAUCUCUGGCUGGCUGGAACUAGCCUAAGAGUGUAAGGCAGCCAUGGAUAUGGAGUAUGAGCUACUCAAUGGGAGCCACACUUGGGUCUCCCCUCCUUUUGACCUCGAUGGCUCUGUGGUGGCGGCCAACAGCUCAAACCAGACAGAGCCAUACUAUGACCUGACCAGCAAUGCAGUCCUCACAUUCAUAUAUUUUGUGGUCUGCAUCAUUGGAUUGUGUGGCAACACACUUGUCAUUUAUGUCAUCCUCCGCUAUGCCAAGAUGAAGACCAUCACCAACAUUUACAUCCUCAACCUGGCCAUCGCAGAUGAGCUCUUCAUGCUGGGUCUGCCCUUCCUGGCCAUGCAGGUGGCUCUGGUCCACUGGCCCUUUGGCAAGGCCAUUUGCCGGGUGGUCAUGACUGUGGAUGGCAUCAAUCAGUUCACCAGCAUUUUCUGCUUGACGGUCAUGAGCAUCGAUCGAUACCUGGCUGUGGUCCACCCCAUCAAGUCGGCCAAGUGGAGGAGACCCCGAACGGCCAAGAUGGUCAAUGUGGCCGUGUGGGGAGUCUCCCUGCUGGUCAUCUUGCCUAUCAUGAUAUACGCUGGGCUUCGGAGCAACCAAUGGGGGAGAAGCAGCUGUACCAUCAACUGGCCAGGUGAAUCUGGGGCAUGGUACACAGGGUUCAUCAUCUACACCUUCAUCUUGGGGUUCCUGGUGCCCCUCACCAUCAUUUGUCUUUGCUACCUGUUCAUUAUCAUCAAGGUGAAGUCCUCUGGGAUCCGCGUGGGUUCCUCCAAGAGGAAAAAGUCUGAGAAGAAGGUCACCCGGAUGGUGUCCAUAGUGGUGGCUGUGUUCAUUUUCUGCUGGCUUCCCUUCUAUAUAUUCAAUGUCUCCUCUGUCUCUGUGGCCAUCAGUCCCACACCAGCCCUUAAAGGCAUGUUCGACUUUGUGGUGGUCCUCACCUAUGCCAACAGCUGUGCCAACCCUAUCCUGUAUGCCUUCUUGUCUGACAACUUCAAGAAGAGCUUCCAGAAUGUCCUCUGCUUGGUCAAGGGAAGUGAUUCCAAGGGACCAAGAACUGGUGGAAAUAAUUUCAGGGAAGACAGACUCACUCUGUAGCAUUCAGGCCCCUGCAAUCAGACACUGCCUCCAAGGAGGCCACGGCCCACAGCAGCCAUCUAAAGUCUUCAAACAAAAUGCAUAUCCAGGUAUACAGUCGGUGCUCAUCAGCACGAUGAUCAUUCUAACGGGCCUUUAAGGCUGAAGCUAUAAUUCUGUCCAAAUCAGCAGGCAGGUUGCUUCUCUAUGAAAAGGAAUCCUCUACUUCUUGAAAUACCUCUUUCAAGGAUAACUUGCUUUCUGGUGGUUUUCUUUCUUCCGAAAGAGGGAAUAAGCGUUUCAAUUUAAAUGUUAAUACGAUUUUAAUUCCAAUAUGUAAGCUUAGCCUCAACUCAACAUUUAAUUAUGAACAUAAAUCUGCUGGAUGCUGGGAGAGAACAAAAAGUAAUGCCACUCCAUUGAUGUGAGGGCAGCUGAUCAUUUGGAUCAUGCGAGCUACUAUUUAACCUACCCAUGAACAUGGGUAAUUAAGAGCUGGUUAAACCUCAGUGGAUCUGGUGAGAGAGCUAUCAGGAGAGAGAAUGUGACACUGUGGCCUGUGUUGAAUGAUGCUGGUUUGUGUUUCGGUAACACAGAGGGUUGAGGACUAUCGAACGUGGAGUUCGUGCCAUAGCUUGGGACAGUCUGGGUGGACAAGGAGAAGGCCACUGGGGGAUAGAGGACACUGCAUUUCCUUCCUUUGUUUUUGGAAGAAGAAAGAGGAGGAGGCAGGAGGCAGCAGGGGAAGAGGAAGAAGAGGAAUCCUUACUCUCGAUUAGCUGAGGCUGCUAGCAAGUGCUGAGCAGAACCUGUAGCUGACCUCUCCUUAAGUUAUAUGGUGGGAUUUGACUGCACGCACUGCGGGUAGCAGCUUUUCCCGCAGACUCAUUUUUAAACUAUACCUCUUUUAUUUUUUUUAUUUCUUGCAUGGAUUUACUUAUCUAUCACAAAUGCUAUGCAGAGAAGAAAAUGUGGGCUGGUGAGUGAGACUUCCAGAGCUGGCGGUGAACUGGAGUCUAUUUGCUUACACAGAUUUAACCUCCUCCCCACGGCAGCAUGCAAGUGUUGAUUGCUAGAUAGGAGCACCGUGCCGGCCAAGUGUACAGUCUGGUCAUUGAGAGAGGUAGGAAGGAAUGUCUGUGGGGAUGCAUGUUCCUCUUCAGCUCCAAGUGUGACUGUUCAAGACAGCUAAGUGAGGAGGGAAGGCAGAAAUGAACUCCUGCCUAGUUGAAGGAAGGUGGCAAGAGAAUCAUCGAAAGGCUCCAUAUACGGUUGGGAAGGUCCCAUUAGUGUUUCUGGACCAUGUGGCAUCGUAAAAAUCACCACAGGUGGCAAGCCAAGCAUUUGAGCUUUGUAAGUAAUAAUUUAUAUUUGGUCACUUGUCUGAUCCCCAUUUCUACCAGGUUCAAAAAACAUCAAGUUCUCUAUCAAAUAUCCUAUCAGAGCAAAUCUUCACCUCACUGGUUAUUCUCCUUCUAAUAUGUGGAUUUCUUGGAACGUUCCCACAGGCCGAGUCUCAUUUUUUUUUUCCCUAGCAGCUCAUCUGGAAAGCAGGCACCGGGGAUUAUAUUCUACUUCACAGCCGAAAAGCUUUCAUGGGUCUAUUACCUGAGUCAGCAGACCGGUUAGGGUUGGGAAUAGCAACUGCGGGACAAGUGUUCAUGUCCCCCACCCCUACUGGCCACUGUCCCUCCGUUAACUCCUCAGUGACCGAGCACAGGCUGAUCAGCUAGUUUUCUCCCUUGGAUGUGUCAGGUUGCAUGUAUCUGGGCUGUUGCUUCAAAACAGAGUUAAACAUUAGCCAAGACUUGAGCAAGCUGAAUAUAAAACUACUGAUUCCCCUGGGAUUAAAAGUGAGUAUGACAAGUGAAACGCUGUGGCUUGCUCCCUGGGUUCCGUGGGCGUCUGCCUCCUGUCGGACGGACGGAGAUUUUCAGCAGGAGAUGGAUCACACAGACCCAAUCAGGUGUUUGGAGAGGAAGGGAGAGAUGCUUUAGCUUUUCAUCCCUCCUCUCCCCUGGUAUUACUGAGAGGACGGAAGAGGGAGAGAAGACCCCUUUGCCAGGAUACUGGUGUCUGGUGAGGAGAGGUGGCUCACGUCUGCCCCUGGGCCUACCAGCACUGGUCAGACAUAAAAUGGCCCUGUCCUUGCUAGGAAAGCCUGUUGAGGAGCCUAACGCAAGAUCUACUCCAAGAGAAAUCUGAAAUGGCGUGCCACAGCCUUGCCCUCUCCCAUUAUUCGGUGACUGGGGCCUCCGAUUGCUUAAGCAACAGAGCAGGUCCCUUGCAGGGCAGUCAUGGAAGGAAGAAAGGCAGCUGAGCUGUGGUUUACCAAAUCAGACAGUCAUAACCCUAAACACAGGAGACACAGUUGUCCCAGGACCUUACAAAGAUCAGAUUGCAAAGUGACCAGAACAGGGUCCCUGAGGAAAACUGCUAGUCUCAAAAGAGGAGGACCCACGGUUAGCUCUACCGGACGACCUGCAAGCUCACCCACGUCUGCCCUCCAGGGCUCCCUGUCCAUGCACCAGGCACCUCGAAGGAGCAGCAAUGCCACUCCUGGGGUGCUCCCCCUUCCUCGCUGAUGGUUGGGGUACCAGUUCCCAUGGAGGUUCCUGUCCCCAAGCGAGGGAUUGUGGCCAUCACUGAGAGGGCAGAUAUUUUUCCCCAUGGGUAUUAUUUUCAACAAGAAACCCAAGUGGUUCUCUGACGACAUAACCGAGGCCUGGUUGUUUACUCAACAUUCACCGGCAUCCUAUUUCUCGGGACAAAGGGACAGUCUCCUAAGGCUCACCACACUUUGUGCUCUCAGGCACAGGUACCCCGGUGAUGCAGUGCACACAGGUGACGCAGUGGAGCCCACGUGUGGCACACACACGUGAUGCACACGUACUCACACACAAUCCGCCUUCUACAUCUUGUAGGCAAGACUUCCAAUGCAGGGAUUCUCCAAGGCUUUCAAUGGAGGGACAGAACUAUAAUUUGACUAACUCAUUUAAAGUCAAGGGAUAUACACUCUUUCCUUUCUUUUUUUUUUUUUUUUAAAUGGGAGGGGAUGUCGUGUAUAAGCCAAUUUUUCACGCAAAGACUCCGUGCCAGGUCGUCGACUGCAUUCCUGCCCCACCCUGCUGUCCCUGCAAAUAGCAGGCCACUUCAAUUUAAAAAAAAAAAAGUAAAGUUGGCAAAAUUACAAAUCAUCCCCACUAGUCAACCAACUGGAAGCACAUGUUCUGCUAACGGCAAUAGUUCUGCACAAGGAAAAACACACAAUUUCUUUGCAGAAAAAUCGCUCAAUAUAAUUUUCAAAUGGAUACCCACAGAAGACAGAUCCUAACAGACAUUUCUUCCCCACUGUGUUGCUUUUUUUUUUUCCAUUGAGGUAUAAUUGACAGACAUUAUAUUUGUUUCAGGUAUACUAUACAACAUAACGACUUGAUGUUUGCACACAAAUGCAAAUGAGCACCACAGCAAGUCCAGGUGGUAUGACCAUCCAUCACCAUACCUAGUUCCAGAAUUCUUUGUUUCUUGUGAUGAGAACUUUUAAGAUUUACUGUCAGGAACUUCCAAAUAGGCAAUACAGUAUUAUUAACUAUAGCAGCCAUGCUGUACCUUAUAUCCCCUUGACUUACAUAUUUUAGAGCUGGAAAUCUAUUUUUUUUUGAGCGUCUUCAUCCAUUUCACCCCCACCCCACUUCCUGCCUCUGGAAGCCACCAGUCUGUCACCUGUAUCUAUGAGCUUGGUUUGGUGGGUUCUUUUGUUUUAGAUUCCACACAUAAGUGAAAUCAUAUCAUAUUUAUCUUUCUCUGACUUAUUUCACUUAGCAUAAUGCCCUCAAGAUCUAUUCAUGUUGUCGCAAAUGGCAAGAUUUCAUUCUUUUUUUAUAGCUGAAUAUUCUAGCGUGUGUGUCUAUAUAUCACAUAUAUAUCACAUGUUAUAUAUAUAUCACAUAUAUAUUAUAUAUGAGAUAUACGUGAGAUAUAUAUGUAUAUCUCAUUUUCUUUAUCCAUUCGUCCAUUGUUUCUAGGUCUUGGCUAUCAUAAAUAAUGCUGCAAUGAAUAUGGGGGUGCAGAUACCUCUUUGAGAGCCUGUUUUCAUUUCCUUUGGAUGGAUAAAUACCCAGAAGUGUGACGGUUGGACCAUAGGGUAGUUCUAUUUUUAAUUUUUUGAGGAACCUCCAUAAUGUUUUUCAAGGGACUGCACCAACUGACAUUCCUACCAACAGUGCAGAAGGGUUCUCUCUUCACAUCCUCGCCAGUAUCUCUUGCUUGUCUUCUGGAUAAUUGCUAUUCUGACAAAUGUGAGAUGGUAUCUCAUUGUGGCUCUGAUUUGCAUUUCCCUAAUGAUGAGUGAUGCUGAGCAUCUUUUCAUGUACCUGAUAGCUAUCUGUAUGUCUUCUUUGGAAAAAUAUCUACUCAGAUCCUCUGCCCACUUGUUAAUCAAAUGUCUGUUGUUAUUAAGUUUUAUGAGUUCAUUAUAUAUUUUGGAUGCUAACCCCUUAUCAAAGAUAUGAUUUGCAAAUGUUUUCUCCCAGUCAGUGGGCUGCUGUUUCAUUCUGUUCUUUGCCUUGUAGCAGCUUUUUAACUUCACGUAGUCCCACUCAUUUAUUUUUGCUUUUGUUGCCUUUGCUUUGGGUAUCAAAUACAAAAAAAUCAUUGCCAAGGGGCACUUGGGGGCUCAGUCAGUUAAGUGUCUGCCUUCGGCUCAGGUCAUGAUCCCAGAGUCCCGGGAUCGAGCCCUGCAUUGGGCUCGUGGCUCAGUGGGGAGCCUGCUUCUCCCUCCCCCUUGUAUUCCCUCUCUCUCUUUCUCCCUCUCCAAAUAAAUAAAUAAAAAUCUUUAAAAAAAAAUCAUUGCCAAGACCAAUGUCAAGGAGCUUACUAUGUUUUCUUCUAGGAGUUUUAUGGUUUCUGGUCUUACUUUUAGGUCUCUAAUCCAUUUUGAGUUUAUUUUUGUCUUUGGUGUAAGAGGUCCAAUUUUUUUUUGCAUGUGGCUGUCCAGUUUUCUCAACACCAUGUAUUGAAGAGACUGUCCUUUCCCCAUUGUCGGUUCUUGGCUCUUUUGUCAUAGCUGACCAUGUAUAUGUGGGUUUAUCUGUGGGCGCUCUAUGCUGCUCCACUGAUCUAUUGGUCUGCUUUUAUGCCAAUACCAUACUAUUUUGAUUAGUA
Nyctereutes procyonoides (raccoon dog) is the source of this 6462-nucleotide messenger RNA. It is a transcript of the gene SSTR2, whose product is annotated as somatostatin receptor 2. Gene Ontology annotation, molecular function: somatostatin receptor activity; neuropeptide binding. The coding region runs from base 262 to 1320 and encodes 352 amino acids. The transcript is spliced from 3 exons. Gene Ontology annotation, cellular component: membrane; neuron projection. The record is from RefSeq and is a predicted model, not a curated record. Gene Ontology annotation, biological process: neuropeptide signaling pathway; cellular response to estradiol stimulus; cellular response to glucocorticoid stimulus. NCBI's taxonomy places the organism in Eukaryota, Metazoa, Chordata, Mammalia, Carnivora, Canidae.